This is a messenger RNA of Aedes albopictus (Asian tiger mosquito), 1519 nucleotides long. Its product is annotated as mucin-2. Lineage: Eukaryota; Metazoa; Arthropoda; Insecta; Diptera; Culicidae. The record is from RefSeq and is a predicted model, not a curated record. The transcript is spliced from 3 exons. Bases 349 to 1422 code for a protein of 357 amino acids.
GGUGAGAUGGCAACAGCGUGUGCCACUCUAUAUUAUAUACUCAGCUCGGGCCCGAUCAUUGCUGUCCGAUCAGGAGCGGCGAGUCAGUCGUAGUGGCGACGUCCAUACGGUAGGACGUGCGUUGUCAUCCGAGCCGCAGUGGGUGAUUUCUCGGUAGCGGUUUAAAGUUGCACAUUGGCGUCCGUGACAGGUUUUGUCAUGGUUGUCAUUUUCCACCAUGGCAAUAAAAUCGAAUAUCUGUGAGAAAUCACCCAUUGCAUCGAUGAAAAUCUAUUAUGACCAACGAGAAGAAAAGUGAAAAAAGACAAGAGUUUGAGCGGCAGCAAGGAAAAAAGUGCGAGUUAAACGAUGGGACCGCCAGUUGGAGGGGGUGUACCGGAUACUUAUAACUAUGGCUACGAGGUAAGUCCAGACGGAAACUUUCACCACGAGCAUCGCGAUCAUAAUGGAGUAACGUACGGCUGUUACGGAUACAUCGACUCUAAGGGAAAGCUUUUCGUGACUCAUUUCAUCGCAGACCGAAAAGGCUACCGUGUUGUGGAACCGAACAAACCCCUCAAUGUCUAUCUGACCGACCGGAUAUCGUGGCAAGCGUUUCUGCUCCCUAAAGGAUGUGGACAAUCUUCGUCAAUUGUUUCUCAUCGUCCGCGACCGGAACUCAUAUACAAGCCACCUGGAGCCGUUAGUACGACUACUUCAACGACUAGGCGACCUUCAACAGCUAAACCAAUGGAUACUACAACCCACAAGCCUUCUCCUGUAUGCUCGUGCUCACAAUCAACCACGACGAACAAACCUUCAAUCUCAGACAUUCUGACCCCAAAACCUCCAUCAACAACUACCAUGAGAUCAACAACGGUUUCGACCACAACUGUCAGAACUUCCCAAGCCACAAGUCCGUCCACCACUGUCGCAGCUACUCAAGCUAGUACCACACCGAAUCCAACUACACCACCUCCAUCUAAACCAAUCAUCCCCACCAUCAUCGACAUCGAUGCCGAUGUCAACCUCCUGAGCCCUUCGCAGUACGUCCGACAGCCGAACAUAUCUUCGUUCGGUGAAGCGUCCAACAGUUCAACACCCCCUGCUUUCUACUACGUCCCGUACAGGUACCAUCUAAUGCCACCCCCAUGCGUCCCUUCGACAGCACCACCGGGCAGUUGCCACUCCCACUAUGGCUUCAUCGGAUUGGCUCCGGUUGUUUUCGUACCCAUUGGGGCGGCCAAAAGCCUAGGCUUACCGGCCGAUGACUUCGAAAGCGAUGCGAUCCCUUUGAGAAUGUUUGCCAAAGAUAGCGGUGGGAAUUUGACCCUCUCGGAGAUGCUAGAUGACGGGGGUGAAGUUAUUAGGUUGGAUCAUUCCGGUGUGCUUCAGGGGAUCGUCAAUGGUGGGGAUUUUGAAUCGCUGAAGCGGGGUAGUUGAGUUAUGUAGUAAGGAUUUUCUAUUGUGAUAUAUUGGCCUCACACAUUGAAAUGGACUGCUUCCUUCUAUUUCACGGAAUAAAGAUUUUUGACAUAAU